AUGAAUGGUGAUCGGACAUCAACCCAGUCCAACAAUAGCAAGGGAUGCACAUGUGGUUUUAAACAUUUCUGGGAUGGUAAUGAAUAUGAUAAUGUACCGAAAGUGUAAGUAUGGCACUGUUCAAUUGUUAAACUAAGUGAACUCCUGCAGCAAACUUAUUAAAAGUUGUUUCAACAAAGAUUUUUACAUGCAUAAAAACAUAUAAUCCCUUUGAAUCUAAUGAUGUUACAAUGAUUUUUUGAAGUAUCGAUGUUUCGUUGGAAUGGAAUGGGAAGAAGAUAGAGGAACAAGUCUUUUGGUUUGAUAAUGAAAGUGACCCCAGCCUAAAUUCCAAUGUUUAUGAAAUGGCCACAAGUGUUGUUCAGAAACAUUUUCCUGGUGAGUUUGGAAGUGAGACAGUUGUCAGGAGAGUUGUUGAUAAAAUACUGCGGGAGACUGAGUUAAAGAAGAACGAGGAAGGUAUGUAAUUAAUGGUGGUGAUGAUGGUGGUUGUUGUGAUGAUGAUGGUGGUGGUGAUGAUGGUGGUGGUGGUUGUGGUGAUGUUGGUGGUGGUUCAUGGUGAUGGUUCAUGGUGAUGAUGCUAUUGAUGGUGGUUGUGGUGAUGAUAGUGGUGGUUGUGGUGAUGAUGGUGGUUGUGGUGAUGAUGUUGGCGGUGGUUCAUGGUGAUGGUUCAUGGUGAUGAUGCUAUUGAUGGUGGUUGUGGUGAUGAUAGUGGUGGUUGUGGUGAUGAUGGUGGUUGUGGUGAUGAUGAUGUUGGUGGUGGUUCAUGGUGAUGGUUCAUGGUGAUGAUGCUAUUGAUGGUGGUUGUGGUGAUGAUGAUGGUGGUGGUUCAUGGUGAUGGUUGUAGUGAUGGUGGUGAAAGUAAUGAUGAUGGUGGUGAUGUUGAUGGUGGUGAUGUUGGUGGUGGUUCAUGGUGAUGGUGGUGAUGAUGAUGGUGAAAGUGGUGAUGGUGAAAGUGAUGAUGAUAGUCGUGACAGUGGUGAUGGUGAAAGCGAUGAUGAUGGUCGUGACAAUGGUGAUGAUGAUGGUCUUGAUAGUUGUCAUGAUGGUGGUGGUGGUGAUAGUUAACAAAUAUUAAUCACUCUACUGUGUAACAAACCUCUAUACCUACUCUCUGUAGCACCUGCACGUCUCUCGGACACCCAACCAAUGGACACUGAUGAUCAGCAAGUGACACCUACCACACCAAGCAAGAUCAUCCUAACAGGACCAAAACACAAGACAUUGCACAAAGAAGAGCUCACAAUGAACGAGGCAGAAAGAUUGACUAAAGCAAGAAUUACUCAUCGCGCUGCUUUUAGUGAGAAACGAAAGAGCGCAAAGCAAUCACCUGAAAAACUUAGCGGAGGUGCAAAGCAUGGCAAACAGGAGGUUUGUGUUUGGUUGCAAACAUAGUCUUUCAAGAUAUGCGCCCGUAUUCUAAAAGCUCACUCACACUCAAUGAGUGGAAGUUAAAUCUGAGCUUCUCUCGAGUGUCAUUGCUGUUUUUGAAUAGCUGGAGGGCCAGCGUCAUACCUUACUAUGUAACUACUCUCCCUCCAGCUAUUCAAAAACAGCAAUGACACUCAAGAGAAGCUCAAAUUGAACCUCCACUCAUUGAGUGCGAGUGAGCUUUUAGAAUACGGGCGAUAGUCUUUCAAGAUAUGGUCUGGAAGCUCAGGCCAAAUAAAAAUAAUAGUUGGUGUCAGGUUUCACAGCCAUGUUUUAUAUAAGUAGGUAGGUCGGAAAACAUUUUAUUUAAAAAAAUAUUUCAUCUCAAGUAUGCAAUAAAUAUAAGUUAAAACUCAUUAUAAACUCUUAGUUUUUAUUGUUUUUACAUUCACCUGCAUACAUUUAAAACUUCACAUGCAAGAAAAGCAUAAAGGACAUAAAGCUGUACUGUGAAAUGUCAAUAAAAUGUUUAUGGUCGGUCAUAUUUUUGACAGGUCGGUCGGAAACCUGAAACGAACUAUUAUUUUUAUUUGGCCUCAGUAAACUUCAAAGCGGUUAUAAUGAGCUAGGAUUUUAUGUUGAGCCGUACCCUUACACAGACAUCCUUUGUUUUAGGUUUAUUAAUAUUUAAAUAGCAUGCUUGAAUGACUGAACUGAAACGCUGCUAUUGAUGAUUCGUUCAUUAUACUGAAAUACAAUGUGUUCAUUGACCGUGCACAAAACUGCAUAAACGCGAACAAAAAGAUAGAACAGAGACUUAGCGGAGUUUCCAAACCAUUUUUCGAAAGACUAUGUUGCAAACGACCUGAUAUUAAAUUUGCGACCAGAUCUUCAGGGGUGGAAAAAAAAUUACUUUCUGGGGGGCCGGAACAGAACGUCGAAAAUGUUCUGCAAAUAAUCAAGUAAAUCGACACUUGGACAGAAUUUCCCCCCGAAUUUCUUCUUUUAUUUAAGUUUUACAAUAUAUAAUCUUUUUCUUUCUUUCUUGGGGAAAUAUUUUCUGGUAACUCAAAUAGAUACUUUUCCACCCCUGCAGAUCUUAUUCCCUGGUAGCCCACACUUAGGUGAGUCUGGUGAUCAGAACUUUUUUUAAAUUUCGAUCCUGUGCCAUCAGCAUGUUGCUUAAUUGUAGUAAACUAUUAAUACCACUCUUUCAUUGACAGACUCAAAAGGCCGGCAAAGAAAAUACAAAACCCCAAAGUAUGGCAAGUGCUACCAAGCCACCGCCACAAGGGAAUCCAAGCCAGGCUAAACCAAGCGAUGUUAGGAUCCGUCUGACUAGUUCCAGUGGCAAGACAGCCACUAUUACUCUAAAACCUUCCUCCACUUAUGCCGACCUGCAAGAGACUAUCCUUGCUGAACUGGGGAUACCCAACGAGCGACAAAAGAUCCGAUAUGGUUUUCCACCCCGGGUGUUAAAAGCCCCGGAGGAUGAACAUGCUACACUACCGCUGACUAACGGUGAUCGCGUGUCUGUGGAGGAGUUACCAGAUCUCAAAGCGCAAGAGGAGGAGCAGUUAACGAAAGAGCCUGAGACGGAGUCAAUGGACGUUGAAGUCAAAGGCAAAGAGAAUAUUGAAGAGGAUGGUGCUUCGUCUAGCGAAGAUCUCGAAGGUUGGUAGUCUUUUAUUUCCAUAGACCUAGUCACCUCCAUUUGACCAGUAUUUCUGACUGCUUUGAAUUCUGUUUCAUGAAAUUUAGGAGUUGAUCGGGAGAACCUCGCGUCUGAUUUGUUAAGUAUACUGCAAGGAGCUUUAAAAGUAGACCAAUGGGAGUCGGUCAAACACAAGCCCGAACUGUUUGAUCGAGGUGGAAUGAUCUAUGAUCAAAUCGUGUCUAAACUGGGACCAUUACGUGAUGACAUGCAUUGCAAUGUUACGGGACUACCAGGCAAAGUAAGGAUGGUAAUGAUAGUGAUAUUGUUGACAUUAAUGGUACUGAUGAUGUUCGUGGUGAUGAUGACGGUAGUGAAGAUGGUAGUGAUGAUGGUGGUGGUGAUAAUGAUGACAAUGGUGAUGGUAGUGAUGAUGAUAAUGAUGGUUGUGAUGAUGAUAAUGAUGGUUGUGAUAAUGAUCAAUGAUGGUUACCAUGAUGAUGGUAUUGAAGAUGGUGGUGAUGAUGGUUACCACUUACCAUGAUGAUGGUAGUGAUGAUGGUGGUGAUAAUAAUGAUGGUUACCAUGAUGAUGAGUGAAGAUGGUAGUGAUGAUGAUGAUAAUGGUAGUGAUAAUGGCGAUGAUGAUGUAAUGAUGGUUAUGCUGGUGAUUAUCGUAAUGGUGAUGAUGUACAUCACACACUGGACACGUUUUAACUAUCGUUACUUUAUUCUCUUAGACACUUGCCUACAAUGCGAAGGAGGACAGGUUUGAGAUUUGCCUCGGACAGAAACACAUUCGUGUACAACCGCUAGGCGCAGAGACGUCAUCCCAGGCUCGUGCCUGUGCCAGCGACGCGGCUCCUCUCCGUCGCCCACGUGAUGAGCGGGAAGGCUUGGGGGCUUUCAGUGGUGCAUUACGUCAUCGCGAUGCUUCUGAAGGCCGCGCUGCAUUCUCGGGGGCUGGGAGGACCUUGGGAGGAAGCACGAAGACUGAUAACGAGCAG
Messenger RNA from Paramuricea clavata, 4031 nucleotides. The record is from the annotation of a GenBank genome assembly. Lineage: Eukaryota; Metazoa; Cnidaria; Anthozoa; Malacalcyonacea; Plexauridae.